Molecule: messenger RNA, 3865 nt
Organism: Acipenser ruthenus (sterlet)
Lineage: Eukaryota; Metazoa; Chordata; Actinopteri; Acipenseriformes; Acipenseridae
Product: anillin-like
Exons: 26
Coding region: 310-3552 (1080 amino acids)
Biological process (GO): mitotic cytokinesis; septin ring organization; actomyosin contractile ring assembly
Cellular component (GO): actomyosin contractile ring
Source: RefSeq, a predicted model, not a curated record
UGCGCGUAACCCUCCUGCUCUACGUGAUUUGUGUACGGCUCGUGGGUAGAUUCCCGCAUGCGUGGGAAAGACGCGCAGAAUUUAAAAUUUCCAGAAAGGAGUUUAGUUAGCUAGAGAAGAGAACACUGCUGCUUUACAGGGCGGUUUAAUACCGUAAAUAUUUAGUUAUUUAAAAAGUAGAGGAAACACUAAGACGUAAAUACUACACUUUAAUAUCGUUUUUUUACUAAGUAGACACUAGAGGCUUACGUCAGUGUUUAUUUAAAACAAAGUAUAAUUACGAAAAAUAACUACUUUUCCCGCACUGCAAUGGACCCCUUUGUUGAGAAAAUCGUGGAGCGCACACAUGCCCGACAGUUGGCUUUAGAAAAGAAGGCAGAGCAAAUUGGACAAGAGAAGAUGGGAAUGAUCCGGCAGCCAAUGAAGAGACUGAGAGACCUGCAGUCAGAGAGUGGGGACAAUAAGGAGGAGGUACACUCUGUAUCCCAAGACUCCUCAAAGAGGUGCUGUUAUGAAGUCGUGGGAGAUGAGAACCUGAACCCCAAGGAGAAGAUGCUGUCGCCCUCCAAGUCCUGUCGCCGCUUUGCAGAGAUGGAAGUGAAACCAGACACCCCGGCUUUAAUCUCUGUCAAGACACGCAUGAACAAACUGGCCACUCUGCGCAGGCAGUGGGACUCUCAAGAUGAUGCAGAUUGCCCUUCCCCUGUAUACUCCUCGAGUCACACCCCGGCUGCACUGCAGGUGAAGUUAGUUUCUAAGCCUGUCGUCUCCAAGGGACGAAUAGGCCGGCUGGCUGACCUGGCCUCUGCUAUUGGCUCAUGGGAGGAUGACUUCAGCACCCCAUCAAAAAAGUUUAACACUGGAAAGGAACUCCUGGUGGAAAGUGUGGUGCAACCAGUGCUGGAGUUUCCCUCCAAACAUGAAGAUUAUGAGGAUAUUCAAGGCCUCCCUGAUGAGGGAAAUGAGGAUUCUGAACUCCAACUCCGACAUAGUGUGACAGAUAGCAAUGCAUUUCGUUCGGUGCUUGAGAAGUUUGAGUCAAACCCGAGGCAGGUGGAACCUUCGCCUGCGUCCCACAGACCCCGUUCACUCUCCUCCUCGACCCGUGCAAUCCAAGAGAGACUGCUCAAUGACACAACUCCCAGCCUAUCCAUGGCAAGCCUCCUCCGCAAGGAACGGGAAGAGGAGCUUUCUUUGGUAAGGAUGCAGCCUAACAAAGAAAAUCUCUGGCUCAGAAAGAAUGGUGCCGGGUCUGGCUUCAGGGAGACUAUUGGGGUUGUCUCUGGUGUAACUCGAAUAAUAAAACGGAUCAAGAGAAACCAAUGGCCACCUAAUAUUCUCUUAUAUCCAGUUGCUGAAACUGAAGAAUCUAAGGUUGGAAAACAGGAAACUCUGGAUAGCAGCAGCAAGUACCACUUGAACCAGUCUGUGGACAAGGUGGAGGUGUCCUCCAUCGAGGUGAAACUCUGCUCGUUUUCCGGUGAAAGUCUCCUAAUUUCAGAAGAUGGAGUUGACCCUGCAGGUGAAGUAGAAAAAGAGGAACUGACUGAAAAAGGAUUUCGGUCGCUCAAGAAAGUGACCUUCGCCCCGGAAACGGUUAUACACUUGCCAUGUGUUAAGUUGGAUUCUCAGGAGAGCGAGAUGGAAGAAGUUGACACAGUUUUAGGAGAAGAAUUAUCUUCCCAGGAGGAGGAGAUAAACAGCUCUGAGGUGAUCGAUCAGAUUUUUGAGGGACUGUUGGAUGAUGACGAGGAAGUGGAGGAGACGGAUAAGGAUGUUGAGAUGAAGAUGAAGGAAGUCACGGAGAUUGAGAGUAGAGAGGGCAGCAUGGAAACACAGCCAGAAAGUAAGGAGGAAAGUCUGGAAACUGAGAAGAUUGUGAUAUCGGAGCAAGACCAGCAAGAAGGGAACAUGUUAACAGAAAUGAAGGAGAGUGAAGAAUGGAAUAAUGUGGAUGAGAAAGAUGAUGAGCUAACUAUUCCUACCUCCAUUCUUUCUCCUCUUGCUAAAUCUGUGGAGGCUAUAGUCACACCAAUGAGGCUGGUGCUGUGUGACCUGGCUGAACCUAUACCAUUUUUCCAGGACCUCGGCCAAGAAAGUGAUGCCCACCCAGCAGAGGAGACUGCACCCAUGUACAGUAUUGAUGCCUACCGAACCUUGCGGCGCAGUGCUGCGUACCAGAGCGUGACCCCUGUGAACCGGAGGAAGGCCUUCGAACGGGCCUUGGGCAGUCUGUCUUUGAAUGUGAAGGAGAAGAUUAAGAUGCUGAAUGGAGAGAUUGGCACCCUCCAGACCAUCAUCCAGCAGGCAAGCCAGGCCUUGAACUGCUGCACUGAUGAGGAGCACGGGAAGGGCUCUCUGGAGGAGGCUGAAGCUGAGAAACUGCUGCUGGUGUCCUCGGAGAAGCGCCUGUCCCUUCUGUCUGAGCUGAGCCAUCUAAAGGGCAUGGGCUCGCAGCAGCAAGGGACAGAGCCUAGCACCAAGGAGCCCUGCAGGGGAACGCUCUCCAUCUCUAACCUGCGUCUGCCCCUGAAUGUGGAGUUUGUCAGCUCUGCACUCGCCAAGACAGGAAAGCCAAGCCACUAUUUCUUUGUUCUGAUCCGUUAUGGGUCCAGUAACAUAGUCUCCACCCCUCUGGCCACAGCUGUUGAUGCACAGAAGGGAGACACAAUUGCCUUUCCCACCUCCAUCACUUUGCAAGACAUUCACUCCAACUUUGAAAUUGAUGUAGAGGUCUACAGCCUGGCCAAGAUGGGGCAUUCCCUUACAUUUGAAAAAAGGCGACCUUCAAAAUCCAAGGUUACCCCCAAGAAGCUGCUCACAUCUAUGACUAAAUCCAGUAAUAACUCGCCAGCAGCCAACAUCCCUGCGGUGACGAAUACUGUUAGGACUAGUAACUUCUCAUUAGUGGGAUCACACAAAAUCACACUGGCCUCCCUGGGCAGGAACAAGUUCCUCCUGGAUAAGAUAAAGUUUGAUGGAAAAGUCAGGCAGUUGCUGGGAGAUGAGUUUCAAGAAAAGGUUCCGUUUCUGUCGCCACUCGAAGGAAACAUCCACCUGCGUCUGGAAUGCCAAAUCCACUCCACCAUUGAGCACAAGGGCUUCCUGACCAUGUUCGAAGAUGUCCAUGGAUUUGGAGCGUGGCACCGCCGCUGGUUCUCUUUCAAUGGGAAAUGUGUUUCCUACUGGAAUUACCCUGAUGAUGAAGGUAGCAAGGAGGCAAUAGGGUGCAUUAACCUGACCAACUGCACCAGCAAGGAGGUGGAGUCUGUGAAAAGAGAUUCUUGUGCCAGACCAAAUACAUUUGAGCUGAUCACUGCUAGACCGCAGCAGAAGGACAACCGAAAGACAGUCAGCCAAGUUCACAACACGGUUUUCUUCAAGAGCUGGUUUUCUGCCGACACCAAGGAAGAGCGUGCAGAGUGGAUGGAGAAGCUAAACCAAGCUCUGUUGAACCUGAGGACAUGGCAACCUGUUCUAUCAGAUCAGCGCCCCCAACAGGGAAGACAAGACGGCUCCUCCUUUAGCAGCAGCCGGGAGAGUGUUUUAUAGGAUUAAGGAGGGGCACUACAACAUUUUUAAAGAUUAUUACCCUUUACUUCAGUGCAGGAGAAAGUUGGUAAAGUCCUUGCUUAUUAUUAAAUCUCUUCCCUGCUGUUGCAGCAAAAAAUUCUCCAACCCAUAGGGACAGAGUUUUGUAGCCUGCAAAGAGAUUUGUAAACUGUUUGUUUUGUAAGUGCUGAUAAGUUUUAAUUGCACAUUUUUUUGUUUUAAAAGUUGUUCCUGUGGUGGUGUCAAACACUGAAAUGUGUUAACUAACUAAAUUGGAUAUCGUAUAUAAAAGAAACAACGUUAAUAUCCUUAA